Molecule: messenger RNA, 1095 nt
Organism: Camellia sinensis
Lineage: Eukaryota; Viridiplantae; Streptophyta; Magnoliopsida; Ericales; Theaceae
Source: RefSeq, a predicted model, not a curated record
AUGCCUCUCACAGUUAGGGAGAAAUUGAGAAUUUUACUUUUUGAGCAACUUGUGGAAAUUGCCUUCCAAUCAUCCAAAAUCCCAUCUGUUUGGCUGGGUGAUUUUAAUGCCAUAAGAUUCCCUUCUGAAAAAAUUGGGGGUUCCAAAUCUUGGUCUAGUGCUAAAGAUUUGUGUAACUUUUCUUGUCUCCAGGCCUCUUUAGAUGAUAUAUCAUACAGUGGCUGCCAGUUCACCUGGGCUAACAAACAGUCUGAUGGCCACUAUAUUGCUUCUAAGAUUGAUAGAGUUUUGAGGAAUGACCAAUGGUUCAAAACUUUCCCUUUUUCUCAUGUCAAAUUUUGCCCUGUUGGUAUUUCUGACCGUUCCCUUGCUAUCUUGUCUGUUGUUCCUAAAGGUGUUAGUUAUAGGAAGCCGUUUAAAUAUUUUAAAUUAUGGGCUGACCACAAGAAGUUCAUUCCUAUUGUUAGGAGUGUCUGGUGGAAGUAUGUGCAAGGUUCUUCCAUGUUUAGAACCCGUUGUAAGCUGAGAUCCCUAAAACCUCUGUUGAAGGGUUUGAAUAAGAGAGACUUCAGUGUGUCCUCUAGGGUUCAGUGUGCCAGAUCUAAGCUUGAAAAUGCUCAAAUCAAGCUUGAUCUAAACUUGGAGUUCCAAGUUAAUGAGAGAAAUUUGUGCAAAAAGUAUGUUGAUUUGUGCAAUGCUGAGGAAAGCCUUGCUCACCAAAAGUCUAGAGUCCAGUGGCUUAGUCUAGGUGACAGGAACAAUGCUUUCUUCUUCAGGUCCAUUAAAAAUAACCAGAAUAGGAGCAGCAUUAGUGGGGUUACCCUAGAUAAUGGGGUUAGGCUCACUAACCGUCCUAAUUUUCACAAUGCUUUUGUUGCUAAUUUCUCUAAUCUGUUUGGGUCUCCUCAUGCUGAUGAUUAUAAUGGUUUUGGGAGAGUUAACUCCUUAGUUAAUAAGAGGUUGACUCAUGCCCAAAUGGUCUCUAUGGCUAGAGAUGUGACUGUUGAUGAGAUCAAAGAUGUCUUUAAAUCCCUUAAUCCCAACAAGGCCCGUGGCCCUGAUGGGUUCUCUGCUAGUUUCUUCCAUAGUGCUUGA